This is a messenger RNA of Leguminivora glycinivorella, 594 nucleotides long. RefSeq lists its product as uncharacterized. Bases 1 to 594 code for a protein of 197 amino acids. The record is from RefSeq and is a predicted model, not a curated record. The transcript has a single exon. NCBI's taxonomy places the organism in Eukaryota, Metazoa, Arthropoda, Insecta, Lepidoptera, Tortricidae.
AUGGUGGGCGGGUGGCUAAGCGUACGCCUCUGCGCAUACGGAGAUACCGCGCGAAUUCUCAUUGUAGUGCCAACUCCAUCUAUCAGCCAUCAGGUGGUGUUCCGCCCAAUAGCACAAGAGUUAGCGAAGCAUCAUCGUGUUGUUAUAUUGACUACUGAUCCAGCAUUCCCGGAUCAGGCACCGCCGAAUCUCACAGAAGUCGAUCUUCAUGACAUAUCCUACGCUCCAUGGAUCGACCGUUUCAUCAAAACUGCUAGCGGGAAGCGAAAUGAUUUAUACACGCAAAUCGAUACAGCGUUUGAUCUUAUAUUGGAAAUAUUCCCGAAGCAAAUUAAAAGUGAGGCUACAAAGAAGGUGUUUGAAAAAGAAAAGUUCGAUUUAGUGAUCGCAGAAGCGUGGCCGAGACCGGUGCUGGCACUGUCUCACGUCUUCAAGGCGCCUAUCAUAUUGAUGAGUUCUCUAGGGGGACUGGAUGAGAAUUACCAGGUGGUGGGUGCUCCUGUCAACCCAAUCCUGUACCCAGAUUUCUUACGAACCCGUAUCUUUAACCUUACUUUAUGGGAGAAGGUUACAGAGUUAUACAACCGCUACUGA